GAGGAGAAAUGUCAAAGUGUUUAAUGGAAUUAUUAAAGUUAAAUUCGAAGAUAAAUUUAGUAAAAAGACUUCUCAAAUUUUAAGAACUCAUCACCAGUUUGUUUAUUAUAACCUACAACUUCAAACAUGUCUGAAGAAACAAAUUCAAACAAAACAAUUAAAACCGAACCGUUCGAUGAUUAUCCUCAAGUGAAACAGGAAUUUGAUAAUUAUGACAAUACAUCAGAUUUAUAUAUGGAUGAUGAUAUAUGUCUGCAGCAAUUUCUUAAAUCUGAGGUUACAAUUGACGAGGAAAUAAAACAAGAGACGAUUGAUGACCAAGAUGACAUAACUAGUACAAACAAAGCAGUUUUAGAUGAAAAUUCUUCCAUAUGUAACGACGAGAUCAGUGAAUCAAGUAUGAUAGUCAAUAGUGCAAACAAAUCAUUUAAAAAAGUUUCAGGAAAACGUAAGACAACUAGUAAGUUGAAAUAUAAAUGUAAAUCAUGCAGUAAAACAUUUGUAGCAAAACAAGGCUUAGACCGACAUGAAAUGAUCCAUACUGGAGAACGGCCUCAUGAGUGCGAAAUAUGCAAUAAAAGAUUUUCACAGUCAAGUAAUUUAAGACAGCAUUUAUCAGUGCAUACUGAAGAACGACCUUACACUUCUGAAAACAACAUACAAUCCAGAUCUAGUUCCAAAGUCUUAAGCAUCAAAAGACGAUUUGUUGAGUUAAAGGACAAGAAGAGGUUAAAUUGCGAUUCCAAUGAACCUUUUGGUGUCAGCGAUAACCCGAUGUCUGGACAUACAGAACGAGUAUGCCAACGAAAGUCCGGUGUCAUGGCUAGAGUAAAUGCGUUAAACCGAGAUGACCCGAGGACUGGGCGUACUUUUUAA
Molecule: messenger RNA, 876 nt
Organism: Ctenocephalides felis (cat flea)
Lineage: Eukaryota; Metazoa; Arthropoda; Insecta; Siphonaptera; Pulicidae
Product: zinc finger and SCAN domain-containing protein 12-like
Exons: 3
Coding region: 127-876 (249 amino acids)
Biological process (GO): regulation of transcription by RNA polymerase II
Molecular function (GO): RNA polymerase II cis-regulatory region sequence-specific DNA binding; DNA-binding transcription factor activity, RNA polymerase II-specific
Source: RefSeq, a predicted model, not a curated record